AUGACAGUUCAGAGUAUUUUCGCAGAUUUAAAAACGGAACAACCAGAUCCUAUAAUCUUGACCAUGCAACAAUACGCUCAGGACAACAAUCCUGCAAAGAUUGAUGUUAGUAUUGGUGUUUACAAAGAUGAAAACGGCGCUUGCUACGAGUUUCCAGCCAUAACCAAGGCCAAACAAAUUCUUGCUAAAAACGAUCCUGGCCACAAUUACACUUCAAUGUCUGGUAUUGCUGAUUUCAUUAGUGGAGCACAAAGACUCAUUUUUGGCAAGGAAAUUGUUUCUGAGGGCAAGGUUGCAUCUUUACAAACUAUUUCGGGGACUGGUUCACUCCACAUGGCUAUGCUUUUCCUCAAGGAAGCUGGAUUCACCGAAUACUAUAUCGGAGUUCCAACGUGGCAGAACUAUCAGCCAAUGGUUGAGUCCAUUGGUUGCAAAGUAGCAAAAUUGUACAACUACUAUGAUGAAAAAACCAAAUCACUUGAUUUCCAAUCGAUCCGUGCAGCAGCGGAGGCUGCUCCUCAAGGAACAGUUUUCCUUCUUCAAACAUGUUGCCAUAAUCCUACCGGCUCUGACCUUUCUCAGGAUCAAUGGGUUGAACUUGUAAAAAUUAUUAAGCAAAGAAAACUUGUCCCGCUUUUGGAUACUGCAUACCAAGGAUUUGGCUCUGGCGAUUUAGACAAAGAUGCAUGGCCAAUAAGAUACAUUUACAGCCAGGGUUUGGAAUUUGUCGUGUGUCAGUCUUUCUCCAAGAAUAUGGGAUUAUACUCUGAGAGAGUUGGCUCAUGUCAUGUGGUGAUGGGUGAUCAACAAUACAAACCUGCAGUGCAGAGUAACCUUGUUGCGUUAUUCCGUCAUGAGUCCUCCUUUGCACCUGCAUUUGGUGCAAGGUUAGCUGCCAUAAUCUUGAACAAUCCAGAAUUGGAAGAGCAAUGGCGAGGAGAAGUUGCAGAGUGUACCAGAAGAUUGAAAGAGUUGAGACGUGCAGUUUUGGAUAGACUAACCAAGUUGGGCACACCAGGUAAUUGGACAAAUGUUGUAGAGCAAAACGGAUUGUUUUGGUUUUCUGGUUUAACAAAAGAGCAAAACGAUAAGUUGGUUGCUAAGCAUGUUUACUCAACAAACAUGGGCAGAGUCAAUGUUGCUGGUUUAAACUUCAACACUGUAGACCAUUUCUGUAAAGCAAUUGAUCAAGUGGUGAGAGAAGAUUGA
Lodderomyces elongisporus is the source of this 1209-nucleotide messenger RNA. RefSeq names its product Aat22p (gene AAT22). Lineage: Eukaryota; Fungi; Ascomycota; Pichiomycetes; Serinales; Debaryomycetaceae. Gene Ontology annotation, cellular component: cytosol. Gene Ontology annotation, molecular function: L-aspartate:2-oxoglutarate transaminase activity; pyridoxal phosphate binding. The record is from RefSeq and is a predicted model, not a curated record. The transcript has a single exon. The coding region runs from base 1 to 1209 and encodes 402 amino acids. Gene Ontology annotation, biological process: L-aspartate biosynthetic process.